Anopheles marshallii is the source of this 1236-nucleotide messenger RNA. RefSeq names its product RNA-binding protein cabeza (gene caz). The transcript has 7 exons. Gene Ontology annotation, molecular function: transcription coregulator activity; RNA binding. The record is from RefSeq and is a predicted model, not a curated record. Bases 1 to 1236 code for a protein of 411 amino acids. Gene Ontology annotation, cellular component: nucleus. Gene Ontology annotation, biological process: regulation of DNA-templated transcription. NCBI's taxonomy places the organism in Eukaryota, Metazoa, Arthropoda, Insecta, Diptera, Culicidae.
AUGGCUGACCAAUACGGUGGAUACGCCAGUAAGGAUUUUGGGGGUGCUGCUCCGUAUAGCGUUCCUCCACCACCGAUUAAUCAGAGCUACAGUCAGCCUCCCCCGAUGAGCAAGUUUGGUGGUGGGGGUACCGGCGGCUACGGACAGCAGAGUUCCGGUUCUGUUGGCGGUGGAUACGGUAGCCAAAGUGAUUAUAACGGUGGCGGAGGCCGUGGUGAUAGUGGUGGCUACGGUGGUGGCAAUCGUGGCGGAAACAGCUACGACAGAAGAGGUGGUAACCAAACCGGCGGAUACAGCAGUGGCGGCGGCAACAAGGGUGGUUAUAACAAAGGCGAGGGUGAAAUGAUCACACAGGAGGAUACAAUCUUUAUCCAAGGAAUGACACCGGAAACUACCGAAGAGGAAAUUGCCGAACGCUUCGGGUCGAUCGGUGUAAUAAAGCGUGACAAGCGUACGCAGAAGCCCAAAAUCUGGAUGUACAAGGAUAAAGAAACGGGCAAUAUGAAGGGUGAAGCCACUGUUACCUAUGACGAUGCUAGCGCCGCGCAGUCCGCCAUCGGAUGGUUCGAUAAUAAGGAAUUCAAUGGGGCCGUGGUGAAGGUGACGCUUGCCCAACGUUUUAGCAACUGGCAGAAUAAGGGUGGCAACCGAGGUGGCUUCAACAAAGGAGGAGCUGGAGGCGGUGGAUAUGGCGGAGGCAACCGGAUGGGCGGCGGUGAUCGCGGUGGAUCGAGUGGGGGUGGCGAUCGUGGUGGCUUCAGCCGCGGCGGUGGUGAUCGAGACGAUAGCAGAUCACGGCCCCCACCUGGUGGUGCAAUGGGAGGAGGAGCACGUGGUGGAUUCGGUGGUGGAGGUGGCGGUGGAAGCGGCGGAGGACAGGAUCGCGAAGGUGACUGGAAUUGUGGUGAAUGUAACAACAAGAACUUUGCUUGGCGCAAUGAAUGUAAUCGCUGCAAGGCACCAAAGGGUGAUGGUGCCGGCAGUGGCUCCGAUGGUGGCAGUCGCGGAGGGUAUGGUGGUGGUGGCAACCGGAAUGGUGGAGGAGCGGGAGGUGGCCGAGAUCGGGGUUCGUUCGGUGGUGGACGAGGUGGCGGUGCUGGCGGCCAGGAUCGUGGAUACGGCGGUGCGAAUCGUGGAGGACGCGACAAUGGCGGCAGUGGAGGAGGUUACGGUGGUGGAGCGAUGCGGGGAAAUGACAGAAACAACAGGAAUGAUCAACGACAACGCCCGUACUAG